AUGGUUGGCCUCAAGCAAGUCGUUACCGCCAUUAUCGCCCUCAGCCUGGCUGAGUGCACAGUGGCUACCCCCAACACUGGUAUUGUCGAGGAACGCGGCCUCGAGACUCGAAAGGGAGGUAAGGUCAGAGGUGCCAUUAAAGCAAACGCUGGGAAGUCAUUUGAUCGCGUCAUGUCUGGCGUUAGUGCCAUUGGGACUGUCAAUGAUGUUGUUCAACAAUUGAAUGGUCAGCCUCCCAAGAAGCGUGGUCUUCAGGCUCGAGCAGAUGUCAAAACUCCUGAGGCAGCCAAGCCACCUCAGCCAGCCCAGCCAACGAAGUCAUUCAGCGACAAGGCCUUUGAUCGUGGUGCCGCUGGUGUAGGAGCUGUUGGGACUCUCACUAAACUGAUCAAACAAUGGAGCGGCAAGGCCCGGAAGCGCGGACUUGAGACUCGAAGGGAUGUCAGAUUCAGAAAUGCAAUCAAAAAAAACUCAGGCAAGGCCUUCCGUCCUACUAUCAAUGACAUUGGGUCUCCUGCAGUUGUCAAGGGCUCACUUCAGCGAUCCAGGGGUCGGCCCAAGCAGCGCAGCCUUGAGGUUCGAAAGGGCGGCAAGAUCAGAGGUGCCAUUAAAGCAAACGCCGGCAAAUCCUUUGAUCGUACCACGAAAGGCAUUGAGACUGUUGGAGUUAUCAACGACAUUGUUCAGCAGUUCAGGGGUCAGCCCAAGCAGCGCAGCCUUGAGGUUCGAAAAGGGGGCAGAAUCAGAGGUGCCAUCAAGGCAAACGCCGGCAAGUCCUUCGAUCGUACUACCAAAGGCAUUGAGACUGUUGGAGUUAUCAACGAUAUUAUUCAGCAAUUCAGGGGUCAGCCCAAGCAGCGCAGCCUCGACGACGACCUUGAAGAGCGUGCUUUUGAGGACUACAUCAUGGAGCGCUAUUAUUCCUAA
Messenger RNA from Clonostachys solani, 927 nucleotides. The record is from the annotation of a GenBank genome assembly. NCBI's taxonomy places the organism in Eukaryota, Fungi, Ascomycota, Sordariomycetes, Hypocreales, Bionectriaceae.